Messenger RNA from Aplysia californica (California sea hare), 2431 nucleotides. RefSeq names its product cys-loop ligand-gated ion channel. Gene Ontology annotation, biological process: monoatomic ion transmembrane transport; signal transduction; nervous system process. The record is from RefSeq and is a predicted model, not a curated record. Gene Ontology annotation, molecular function: transmembrane signaling receptor activity; extracellular ligand-gated monoatomic ion channel activity; neurotransmitter receptor activity. NCBI's taxonomy places the organism in Eukaryota, Metazoa, Mollusca, Gastropoda, Aplysiida, Aplysiidae. Gene Ontology annotation, cellular component: synapse; neuron projection; membrane.
UACUUUUCUUCGUUGGUCAAAUGGAGAGGAUAAAACAUCGAUCUCUUGCCGUGAAGACUGACAAUAAAGCUGUUUCAGUGACUUGAGGGGACGCGUCUUCCCUCUGAUUCCAAACCUUCUCGGAGUUUCUCGUGAGACUUUUUAACGUUGCUGAUUCGCUCUUCCUCUCACAUGUGUGACAGUUUAUUGUGACCGCCACCACGGGCUUGUGGUUGUCGCUGUCUCAGCGUACCUAGAUGGUGAAGAAUGUCGGAACCAGUGGUCAAACAAAACUUUGGACCAGGUCUUGACGAAAGCACUCCCCUAACGGAGCUGGAUAAUCGGCCCCGGUUAGUCUACUACAGCGGUGGCUAUUCGUUUGAAGAGCGUCUUCACAAACAGGACCUGACAGUAACAGUAGCUUCGGAGUUUCCCGCCAACGAGGUGGAAAUUGUGGAGGACUACGAGAACAGACACAUGGUCAACAAACAAUCGUUCGUUGACGAGCAGGAGUGGCACCUUUAUGCCCACACUGAGUGCAUCCGGAGAGAACUCAUGAUAGACCAGUUUGAUCCCAACGCUCGGCGCUCGGCUAUCUCCGUCAAAUGUCGGGCGGCCAGGAGACCGGGCUAUUUCAUCUGGAACAUUUUCAUGGUUACGUUCCUCAUAUGCAGCCUGUCCUUCGCAACGUUCUCUGUGGACAAAAAGCAUCCCCAGAACCGACUACAGUUGUCCUUCACUUUGGUACUGACUGCAGUGGCCUUCAAGUCGGUUGUCAAUCAAUCAUUACCCAGAAUAUCUUACUUAACAUACAUGGACAAGUAUCUGCUGGCCUCCAUGAUCAUGUUGUCGGCUGUCUGUACAUGGCACGCCAUCGUCACGACCUUGACCUCAAACCGAGACUCGGCGGACUACAUCGAGACAAUUGUGUUGGGCUGUCUCGGGGUUGUCUACUUACUCUACAACAUCGGCUUUUGCAUCAUGAUCUAUCUUUUUCCGUGUAAAAAACGACGUAUAAUGUCUCAGAAAGAUCGAGAGCACGACAAGUUUGAUGUCCUAGACAAGCUCGCCAAUUCUAGAAACAGUCAGAAGGGAAGGACGAAGCAAACUUACUAACCCUCAACCCAUUUCAUCCCUGGACUACCACCUUCUCUCCUUCCUCCUCCGACCCAGAAGUAAUCUCCCUUCUCCUGGUUUCGAACCCAGCUAUGCAUUUCGAGGACUCUGGAAUUUUUACGUUGAUCAUUGUUGUUAUUGUAAUAAUUAUUUACUAAUUAGAAAUGUUUUAGAAGAGUUGGUGAUUCCUAUUAAAGAGCGUUUAUGAAAAUGUGUGUGUUUACCAGUGUGAUAGUCUCUAUUUAAUUAGUGUAUGAGGUUGUGUGACUGACUGAUCAAAAUGAUAAGUUAAAAUGUGUUUCUGUAUUCCUCACAUGAUUUCGAAGGCAGACUAUAUCAAAGCCAUUUCACCUGUUUUCAAUUAUUUCUUUUUCUUUGUUAGACGCCAAAUAGUCUUCAUACAUGUACACACAGAUUCACACGCGCACACAUUUACACAAACACAGAUGUAAAUAAUAUAAGCUUCUUAUAGAUAUAAAGAUAAAAGGACCAACGACGAUGCAAACAAAAGAAAAAGAAAAGAAAAUAAUAACAAACCAAAAUAUAGAAACACUGCGGUUAAUUAAAGGAAAGCGAAAUAUUAUACCAUUGUCGUCAGUGACAAUGACAACAUCAUCAAUGUUAUGGAUCUUUGAUCGCAGAAGACGCGUUUUUUUUUUCUUCGUUUCAUUUUGGGUCUUAUAGUUUACAAUCUUUGGCGUAUCACAGACUUCAAUUAAAAUAAAGCACACUCAUCGCUUACUCCACACUCAAAUCUUUAUUAACUAUAAUAAACACCUAAGAAUAGAAAAUAAAAUUCCGAACACAAGGCACAUGUAGUGUUCAUUGCAGACAUUCAGCGGAUCACAGAUUUCAGAAACGAUCACACAAACUUAAGAGUAAGUCUUUAUCCUCUUCCACUAGUAGCUCGCCCAUCUAGCAACUGCAUAACAUGACAUGACAAUGGAAGACCAGAGCGGCAGCAGCAGCAUACAUCGCAAUCACUCAUCAACCUGGCCAGCAGUAACAGCUGGUGGGAAUACCCCUGCCAUUAACAAAUACCGUAUCCACACAUAGAGUAGAUAUCAUGAUCGUUUUAUUCGGUUGGUUUUUAUUUUUUAUUUUUUUUAUUUCUCGGUGAAUAUAAAUUUAAAUAUAAUUGCCAAAACUGAUAGAGAUGUAACAUCCAAAGAACAGUUUUUAUCUAUGUGAUCAGGCAAACAUCGUACUUUGAAGCAUCAAUUAGUAGUAACAAAGUUUUCAUCAUCAGUAGAAGAACCAACGCAAAAACUGCAAACGUAUUAAACAGUCUCAAAAUCGCAGAGCAGAGAAAAGGCGAAUCCGAAUUUAAAGCAUC